CACUGGAACAAAUUGUUAGUGGCUGAUUUACAACAAGAGCUUCAAGCUAGACACGUAGACAUAACGUCAAUGAAAAAACCAGACAUGCAAGCUAAACUGGCAUGCAAGCUAAACUGGUAAAUUUGCUUAAGGGUGCACAAAGGGUACCAUCUUUACUAGUCCUUAACCCAAAGCAAUCACUACAAGAGCUGAACCUACAACAAUACGAAGUACUGGAUUGUGAGCCUCUCCAUGACCUCAAAGGUCAUGGGCAAAACCUUCUAAAUGAACUACCACACAUACUACCAACUCACUCAAUCAACAUUGAAAGACGGAUCAAGUGGAGUGCGUAUGCGUGUAGCACUCAUCAAAGUUUACUUGAAGUUGGUGAAACUUCUUGAUGUGUCGGAAAAAAUCAAGCAGCUGCUCUGUACAAUUGUAAAAAUAUCACAGAUUCUGUACUUAACAGACUCUUUACGAACACCUAAGACAGUUCUACAACUGUAUAACACAAGCUGGCUACACCAUGAGCUUUGUCGUGAGUUGAUACCAAAGCCUAAAGACAGACUAUAUGGAGCAUACUUCCAUGAUCUAGUUGUUCAUGCUCCGCCACAAUAUCAGAUAGUGUGCUUACGUUCAACGAACGCUGAGAGCACGGAGCGGGAAUUCAGCCAACGUUCUAGCCACUGUAUUGCUUAGAAAUAGCACCAUCACAAGCCUUAAGAAGCAAACCACUAUGGUUACUGAGGUAGCUAACAAGGUGCCCGCAUACAAUGGAACAACCAUCUCAGAAGCGUUCCUUAAAGGUCGUGUGCAGGCACACUUGCAACGAAUAUGCCCCUACUGGCUACAUGGGAUAUUGAAGACCUGCUGCACAUUGAACAUUGAUAGCAUUGACAGUGAAACAGACUACGACAGUGAUCCUGAUGAGGACGUUUUCACCAAUGAGAAGGCUCAGGAGUGCUUCGACGACUUCAUGGUUGCCCUUUCGUUCAAUACUAGACAGAUGCUGGCUAUUGCGUUAAUGGAAAACUAUAAAAAAAGACAAGGGAUGAAUGUCAAGGAGGCAGCUCAAGAAGCUGCCUCUUUUGUUGGAUUUCACCAGACGACAAUCCAAAAGUACAGGAAUGAUUUUUUCCAGAACAAGGGGACAUUUAAGGAGCGAAAGCAGGGCAAGUACGAAAGAGCUACGGUGUAUCACGAUGAAAACAUCAACAGUCAAGCAAGGAAGUGGGUGAGGGAGAAUGCUUUCAACAAAGGAAAGCCCAACAUGACUGCUCAGAGUUUCUGUACAUACGUUAAUGACUUUCUCCUGCCAUUUAGUUUUCUUCCUCCCAAAUUCCCCCGACAAAUCUCACUCAGAACAGCUAUACGUUGGUUACACUACCUUGGAUUCAAGCCACGCAACCAUAAGAAAGGCGUAUAUAUAGAUGGCCAUGAGAGGAAAGAUGUUGUGGACCAUCGUGAAAAGUACUUGAAGCAAAUGGAAGAUCUCCGCAAGACUCACAAGCCCCCACCACUGUGUCUUGGCGAACCACCAAGAAUUCGUGUCGAACAAGACGAUGACAAGAAGCGACUCGUUUUGUUGUACCACGACGAGUCCAUAUACAACUGCAAUGAAGGUCAAACUUGGAUGUGAGGGGAAGAAGAUAAGCCAGCAAUAUUGCCUAAAACAAAGGGCAGUGGAGUUAUGAUAGCCGACUUCAUUGACGAAUACGACGGUUACUUGCAUCUCUCAGACGAGGCGUACAAAAAGGUCGAUCCAAGUAUUGCAAAGAACGCUCGUGUUUUUCUGGAGUAUGGAGCACAACGUGAGAUGGGUAUUUUACUGGCGACAGGUUUCUUGAGGAGAUGAAGAAUGCAUGUGACAUUGCUGAAGUGAAAUAUCCACCCUCAACGCAUACAGUUGUCUUCAUUCUCGACCAAAGCAGCUGUCACAAGAAGUUUGCGGAGCAUGCACUGAUCGCAAAAAAUAUUCUCGUCAAAGAUGGAGGUCCCAGGAGAGUGAGAGAUACCACGUGGGCUAGAGCUCCCCAGCUCAGCUCAUGGUUAAUCCUGAUGGAACAGCAAAGGGUUUAAAGACCAUCCUCACAGAAAGAGGAAUCAAUCCAACGACACUAAAGGCCGACGAUAUGCGAAUAAUUUUGUCCUUUCACGACGAUUUUCGAUUGGAAAAAACUCAGGUUGAACAUUAUGUAGAAGAAAGGAGUUUCAAUUGUCUCUUUCUCCCCAAGUUACACUGUGAGCUAAACCCCAUUGAGAGGGUGUGGGGCCAAUCAAAGGUGUACUGUAGAGCCUACACUAACUUCACGCUUCAAAGACUGAAAGAGAUUAUCCCUCCUGCCUUAGAAUCGGUGCCCGUCGAUUUGAUGCGGAAAUUCUUUCGAAAAGUGAGGGAAUAUGAACAAGGUUAUCUGGAAGGUUUUCAGCCUGGCAAAGAAAUGGAUAAUGCACUCAAGAAAUACAAAUCUCAUAGAAGAGUGUUUGAGAAUAUCGACUAAAAUACCCUCUAAAACAAUAUUUUUGUGUACCUAUACUUUUAGUUUUUAUGGCUGUUCUUUCUGUACAUUUUAAACAGUAGACUUUUCUGUCUAUGAUCAUGUAUUUUGUUUUGAUGUUCUCUAAAGUGUACCUGUAAAAACUUCCACUGAAAUCUGGUAGUGCAUAAUCACAUUGUACCGUGGGAAAAUUAGUAGGAAAUAGA
Molecule: messenger RNA, 2683 nt
Organism: Halichondria panicea
Lineage: Eukaryota; Metazoa; Porifera; Demospongiae; Suberitida; Halichondriidae
Exons: 1
Coding region: 716-1618 (300 amino acids)
Source: RefSeq, a predicted model, not a curated record